ACACUCGUGCCAAGGUCUCUAGGCGCGACUUUGAAAUUCUUCCUAUUCAUAGUGACACCCCUGGAAAAGUUUCACUGAUCUUUCAAGUUUUACCACCCAACAGGACUGGUAGUUACAGUUUGCAUGUGCACAAAUACGAGCAUGUACUUGAAGUAGCGGACAUGGCCGCUGGUGUAACUUCUCCGCGGUCUGUAGCCUCAACGUUUAGGAAAAUGGGACCUUGCUUCGUGACGUUGUAUGGUAUCAAAUCAUACAGCGCAAACGACGUGUUCCGAUGCAGAGUAGUCGAGCCAACAUCACCUUCACUGGUAACCGUAGAAAUUUCCAAUGUAGCUGGUGAUGUAAUUGCUUCUAGUCAUUCCAUGUUUCAAACCGAAUUGCCAACAAAGAAACAGGUUGCCAAACGUCUAAAAGGAUUUCCCUACACUAAGACGUAUUAUGACCUCAAACUUUUGAUACGCGGUCGUAAUGACUGGGCUAUAUGUUAUGGUCGUGUUUCGGGAAACUCCAAGGUCAAGUUGUGGCUUUACCUUCUCAAGACUCGAAAACGAGUAGAGAUCGAACAACCUUCGAAAACGUCGUAUAAAAUCAAGCUGUAUAACGUCAAGGACUACAUAGAAGUAGAUACGUCGUCGAGGGAUAUAACUAUCCCGAGAGAUGUGGAUGACGUACCAGAAAUUUUAGCUUUGUGUUUCUCGCUUCGAACUCUCAUACAAUUCAAGUGUGAGGAGGAAGUUUCAUAUGUUAUUGAGGCUUCUCGUCAGCGAAGACUUUCAAAAUAUUCAACUAUCGGGAGAUGAUUGUUUAAUUUGUUUCUGUUUCAUUCCUUUCCAGUCUACUCGUGAACACAAUUCAUUUGAUUGUAUGAAAGUUUACUUAUGUACCCAUGUUACAUGUGAAAAUUAAGUUAAUGUUAAAAUUCAAUUAUAAUCAUGAUACUACGGGCAAUAUAAUAAGAUAGGCUUUUCAGUCGCUAAAAAUAAAAUACUAUUACAAAACUCAAAUAAUUUUAAAGUAUGAGUCAGUUGACAAAAACUGACUCACAUAACCGACGUCUUUCAUGACUCAAACGACGAUCAGCAACAACAUUUUCGCCAGUGAAAGAGAGCUAAGGAGAGGAGAAAGACAAUUGUCCGAGCUCUCAAGUUUCUAUCAUGGCUUCUUUGUUCAAUUGUUCUGUCCUUUCCCUUUUCUAGCUAUCAAAAGAGCUAUUUUUACUCAGCCUAGCUCUGUCUUUUUCCGGAGAAAUCUUAUUUCUUAUUAAUGAAUGCGGUAUGGCAAUCUGUAUGUUACUAAAUCUCGCUUGGAUUUGAAUUCUGUUGUCGGGAGAUGGGUCAUGGAUCACACUGUCUUUGCAAUGACAAAACAACACACAUAGUCUGUACACCUCGAGGACGAAAAAUAGUCCAUUCUUGACAGUAAGAAAAACUAUCAUGUAACCAAAUGUCUUAUAAUAAGAUACAAUAAACAAUCUCAUGGUAAGAUAAGGCGCAUCCUGCAGUACUAAGCCGACCAUGAUGCUAGCGAAUUCACCGAAAGCAGGUUUGACGUUUUCGUCCGUGUCAAACUCUCUUUCGUAAAUGUUCAAAGACAUUCGUUUUACGAUGUAAGAUGGGAGUGAAGACAAACGGGCAAACGUCGGUUCCCGUUUUGGUUUUGGCUCUUCACCAGAGAUAAGCUUAUCGAAAGCAACCGUAGUAUUUAACGGAAACUGUAGUAGACUCCAGGACCAAAGGCUGAGGACGAUGGUGAUCAUCAUUCGAUCAUAGCUUACGUCACUGAUAUUGAUGAUAUCAAAGAAUUCGAUGAUAUCUGCUGCAGACGCCAUAUUGAUCAGUAACAACUGGGAAAGUUCAUCCCGGGUUAGUUUUCCCUUGGGCAUCAACCAUCGACCGAAGAUCAUCACCAACAAGAUGGUUUGUUCCAUCACAUCAGUGAUAUUCUCGUACCAGAUCUCAUCUGAACGAACUGUGGUGCCCUGGAAGGAAAAACAAGUAAACUGAAUUUUCAGCCAUUGUAUUCAUGGGCUACACCACUUCUUUACUAUAUGCGAUUACAUGAAGUAAAUUGUCACGACUGUCCUGGUUGCAAAAUGAAUUUGAUGAAAGGAUAUUAAAAUGUUUUCAAUUUUAA
Xenia sp. Carnegie-2017 is the source of this 2133-nucleotide messenger RNA. RefSeq lists its product as uncharacterized. NCBI's taxonomy places the organism in Eukaryota, Metazoa, Cnidaria, Anthozoa, Malacalcyonacea, Xeniidae. Bases 162 to 800 code for a protein of 212 amino acids. The transcript has a single exon. The record is from RefSeq and is a predicted model, not a curated record.